Molecule: messenger RNA, 2228 nt
Organism: Erythranthe guttata (spotted monkey flower)
Lineage: Eukaryota; Viridiplantae; Streptophyta; Magnoliopsida; Lamiales; Phrymaceae
Source: RefSeq, a predicted model, not a curated record
UUAAUUAUACAGUUGUACCUACCUGUAAAAAACCAAAUCAACCUAAUUUCUGUUUAUUAAUCCAUCGUUCAAUAAUUCAAAUUGUCGUUGACUCAUAAUUACUACCGCGAUCUAAUUGUUCGUCUUUUUCCCGUCUAAGCUUCUGAAUCUAUCAUUUCUCUCGUUCGGUUAGGCCAUUAAAUUCGGAAAAGGGGGAAAAUGGAGACGGAAAUCGAAUCGAAUUCAACGAAUCGUUUUAAGCUAUGGAGCGAAUUAGAGUUACAAGAGUUCACCGACAAAUUCGUGAUAAAAUCCAUGGAAUCGCCGGAAGAAGGAUUCUCUAUCAGCCGAUCCGACGGAACCAUUGACAACCUUAAUGGUGACGAUUCUUCUGAGGUUCCUUCUAAAGUCUCGACCGUAUAUGGGGUUGCUGGAACAAUUAGGUUGCUGGCAGGUACAUAUAUACUAGUUAUAACUUCUAGGAAGGAAGUUGGAACUUAUCUUGGUUUUCCUGUUUUCCUGGUGACAUCAAUGAAAACCCUGCCCUGCAACGAAACUUCAAGAUUCUUAACCAAUGAAGAGAAAAAAGACGAAGCUUACUUCAUGACUCUGUUGAAGAUAGUAGAAUCAACUCCAGGCUUGUAUUAUUCUUAUGGAACAGAUAUAACAUUGAACUUGCAGAGGAGAUCCAAGCUGGCAAAAGGAUGGAUGAGCAAACCAAUUUGGAAGCAGGGUGACCCUCGAUUUGUUUGGAAUAGGAACUUAUUGGAAGAUCUUAUUGAGAACAAGCUUGAUGGAUUUGUUAUCCCUUUAUUACAAGGAAGCUUUCAGACUGGAGAAAUGAAGCUGGGAAAAUCACCUGCUGUUAUAAAACUAUUUUCACGGAGGUGUACAAGGCGCCUAGGGACAAGAAUGUGGAGAAGAGGAGCCAACCUUGAGGGAGAUACUGCUAAUUUCAUUGAAACUGAGCAGCUGCUUGAAUUUGGAGAUCAUAUUUCCUCUUUUCUUCAGGUUCGGGGGUCAAUUCCACUACUAUGGGAGCAAAUCGUUGAUUUGAGCUAUAAACCACGACUCAAUAUAAUUAAUCAUGAGGAUACAUCAAAAGUUGUGGAACGCCAUUUUAAUGAUCUAUUAAAAAGAUAUGGAGGAUGCAUUGUGGUUGACCUGACGAAUCAGCAAGGAGAUGAAGGUUUGUUAAGUAAAGCUUAUGCUGAAGAAAUGCACAAACUUCCAAAUGUGAGAUAUGUUUCUUUCGACUUCCACCACUCAUGUGGCAACGGGAACUUUGAUAACAUAGAACUUCUGUACAAAGAAAUUUCAGAAGACUUUGAGAAUCAAGGAUACCUCAUUUUAGAUCCGGAAGGGAAGAUUCUAGCAGAACAGAAAGGAAUAAUUAGAUCUAACUGCAUCGAUUGCCUUGACAGAACAAAUGUUACACAGAGCUACCUAGCACAGAAGUCUUUGAAUUCUCAGCUACAGAAACUUGGUGCACUUUCUUCAGAGGAAACUCUUUCUAUGUUUAUUGAAGAUUUUGAACUUUUUAAGACUUUGUGGGUCGAGCAUGGGGAUGAGAUAAGCCUCGAGUACUCUGGAACACAUGCACUUAAACGGGACCUUGUGAGAUAUGGCAAACAGACAAUGUCUGGCAUUAUCAAAGAUGGAAUGAGUGCAAUCUCAAGAUAUUUCUUAAAUAAUUUUCAAGAUGGCCUUCGACAGGACGCUAGUGAUCUUAUCAGUGGCCGCUACACUGUGAACAGAAACGGUUCCUCUCCUUUAAGCCCCAAAGGAUUCGAGUCCAUCUCCUACCUUCCUGUGGCAUCGGCUUUAGUAAUCGGGGGAUUAACGGUGACAUCAAUCACAUUAAACCAAGCGGGACGAAACGCACAGCACUUGCUAUCUUCAAUGGUGUGCGCUGGCCUAACAGCAGGAUUGAUGGCAUUGAUUAAAAGCAACGGAAGGCAAAUUUGUUCGAGGCCUCGCUUGUGUGGUCUGUUGUAGGCUACACUUCUGGAAAUUUGUAUGAUAUAUUUAUUUAUAGGAUAAUAUUUGAACAAUGUUUAUUACCUGGAGUUGUGGUUCUUUGUGUGCAUAGAAGUAAAAUGAAUUAGUUAAUGAGAAAUAAAUUGUUUGUGAAUAGUCUGCAAAACACUUGGCAACUUUGGGUUUCUGUAUUUUAACUGAUGGCAUGAGUUCCAAUUGGGAGAGCCAUAUUCUUUUAUUGCACUUGGAUCCAUACUAUUUUAUUUAUU